AUGUCUUCUUUUGGUACCGUUUUCCGUGUGACCACAUACGGUGAAUCUCACUGUAAAUCGGUAGGAUGUAUCGUUGAUGGGGUCCCUCCAGGAAUGGAUUUAACCGAGGCAGAUAUUCAACCUCAAUUAACAAGAAGAAGACCUGGUCAAAGUAAAUUAUCUACUCCUAGAAAUGAAAAGGAUCAAGUCCACAUCCAAAGUGGUACCGAACUGGGUAAAACAUUGGGUACUCCCAUUGGUAUGCUUGUUCAAAAUGAAGACCAUCGCCCUCAUGAUUAUUCAGAAACUGAUUUGUACCCCCGUCCUUCUCAUGCAGAUUGGACUUAUAUUCAAAAAUACGGUGUGAAAUCUGCAUCUGGAGGUGGUCGUUCUUCUGCCAGGGAAACUAUUGGUAGGGUUGCUGCUGGUGCCAUUGCUGAAAAAGUUUUAGCCAAGGCUAACAAUGUUGAAAUUGUUGCCUUUGUAAGUGCCAUUGGUGGUGUAAGCAUGGAUCGUAACCCAACUGAUCCUAAAUUCCAAAAAAUAUUGAACACUAUUACCAGAGAACAAGUUGAUGCUUGUGGUCCGAUUAGAUGUCCAGAUGAAGAUAUUAAAGAAGAAAUGGUCAAGGUUAUUGAACAUUACAGAGAUGCAAAGGACUCUAUAGGAGGUGUUGUCACUUGUGUCAUUAGAAAUUGUCCUAUUGGGUUAGGUGAACCAGUUUUUGAUAAAUUGGAAGCUAAAUUAGCCCACGCUAUGAUGUCAUUACCUGCUACAAAGGGUUUCGAAUUUGGUUCUGGAUUCUAUGGUGUUCAAAUCCCUGGUUCUAAGCAUAAUGAUCCAUUCUACUAUGAUGAAGAGAAUGGAAGAUUAAGAACAAAAACCAAUAACAGUGGUGGUGUUCAAGGGGGUAUUUCUAACGGUGAAAACAUCUAUUUCAGUGUUGCUUUCAAAUCAGCAGCCACCAUCUCUCAAGAACAGCCAACAGCUACAUACGAGGGUAAGGAUGGUGUUCUUGCUGCUAGAGGAAGACACGACCCUAGUGUCACACCUAGAGCUGUUCCUAUCGUAGAGUCAAUGGCAGCUUUAGUUUUGUGUGACCAGUUAUUACUUCAGAAGGCCAGAGAAGCCAGUGCUAGCAUAGUUGCAUGA
Molecule: messenger RNA, 1131 nt
Organism: Lizanozyma spartinae
Lineage: Eukaryota; Fungi; Ascomycota; Pichiomycetes; Serinales; Debaryomycetaceae
Gene: ARO2
Product: bifunctional chorismate synthase/riboflavin reductase [NAD(P)H]
Exons: 1
Coding region: 1-1131 (376 amino acids)
Biological process (GO): chorismate biosynthetic process; aromatic amino acid biosynthetic process
Cellular component (GO): cytosol
Molecular function (GO): FMN binding; chorismate synthase activity
Source: RefSeq, a predicted model, not a curated record